This is a messenger RNA of Hibiscus syriacus, 2013 nucleotides long. RefSeq names its product putative laccase-9. Gene Ontology annotation, cellular component: apoplast. Gene Ontology annotation, molecular function: hydroquinone:oxygen oxidoreductase activity; copper ion binding. The transcript has 7 exons. NCBI's taxonomy places the organism in Eukaryota, Viridiplantae, Streptophyta, Magnoliopsida, Malvales, Malvaceae. Gene Ontology annotation, biological process: lignin catabolic process. Bases 214 to 1911 code for a protein of 565 amino acids. The record is from RefSeq and is a predicted model, not a curated record.
GGUCCAAUUGUGCGUGCAAUGAAUCAAAUCCCAACUGUAUACAUGAAAAGAAAAUUAUGUUUCUAAUAUGCGCUUUGGAAAAUUCUCUCUUUUCCUCUUCCCCUCCGAGGAAAGACACCAAGCUUUCUUCACUAUAAAUGGUUGGGUUUCAUGACCCUUAAACAGAGACAAGAAAAGUCAGGGACGAACUAAGAACACAGUGGAGAGAUCAAAAUGAGUUUACUGAAGCUAAGUUCUUUGGGGGUUAUAUUUCUGAGUACUUUGCUCCUCUGCAGUGCCGAUGUGCAUCACUAUGAAUUCUUCGUGCGCGAGGCAAACUUUACGAAGCUAUGCGACACAACGCCAAUGCUGGUCGUGAACGACAGUUAUCCAGGACCUGAGAUUCGUGUUCACAGAGGUGAUACUGUCUUCGUUAACGUUCAUAAUCAAGGGAACUAUGGUUUCACCAUCCACUGGCACGGUGUGAAACAACCAAGAAAUCCAUGGUCUGAUGGUCCCGAAAACGUAACUCAAUGCCCGAUUCGACCAGGAACCAACUUCACAUACGAAGUCAUAUUGUCGGAUGAAAUAGGAACCCUGUGGUGGCAUGCUCACAGUGACUGGACUCGCGGUUCUGUCCAGGGAGCCUUUGUCAUUUUACCAGCCGAGAAAGAAACUUAUCCGUUCCCCACACCUGAUGCCGAUCAAACAAUCAUGCUUCAAACAUGGUACAAUGACGACUACAAGCGAAUGAUUGAUGAAGCAGUUGCAGCGGGUACCACUCCUCGCCAACCAGAUGCUUAUGCCAUCAACGGACACUUAGGCGACACAACCGCUUGCAAUGAUACAAUAUUUCGUAUGCAAGUUAAUUAUGGGAGUACAUACCUUCUCCGCAUCAUCAACUCUGCAAUGAAUGAACCAAAAUUCUUCUCCAUCGCAAAUCACACCCUCACACUCGUCGCCCAAGAUGCGUCUUACGUUAGAAGGCUUAUGACCAACUAUAUAAUGAUCAGCCCUGGACAAACUAUGGAUGUUUUAGUCGUGGCCAACCAAAACGCUGGCCGAUAUUACAUGGCUACUAGGCCUUUCUCUGAUUCCUCGGCCGUGCUUAUUGACUUCAUUACCACUGGACUUUUUGAAUAUACAAACAGUCCGGGUGGAUUGAAUGCUUCCAUGGUAACACUGCCAGCAUUGAACGAUACGGAUGCUAGCAACAGGUUCCUCAGCCGAAUUAGGAAUACGAGGGUCCCCCAGAAUCCACGAUUGAACGUGCCGGUGAAUUCCAGAAUCAAUAGACGACUCUACAUUGCAAUCGCCGCAAACACCUUGCCUGGUUGCGAAGGCCCACAAUGUGUUGUACCAAAUAGACUUGCUGCAAGUUUGAACAAUGUCAGCUUUGUUUUUCCGCGUACUGACAUCCUCCAAGCAUACUAUAACAUGAGCAUCAAUGGUGUUUACACCGAAGAUUUUCCCCUGAAUCCACCAGAGUUCUAUAAUUUCACCGGCAGCAACAUAACUAAUAUCGUGGGUAGGAAUGCUACUUCAGGGACGAGGGCUGUUAUGCUAAAUUAUGGUGAUGCAGUCGAGAUUGUGUUCCAAGCAACAGAGGUCGGUGGCGGUGGAGGUCACCCACUCCAUUUGCAUGGUUUUAGCUUUUACUGGGUGGGAACCGGUACUGGAAAUUUCAACAACCAGACCGACCCGAGGACUUACAACUUGGUUGACCCACCGCUCAUUAACACCGUCUACGUUCCUGAUGAAGGAUGGGCUGCCGUUAGAUUCUUUGCAAACAAUCCUGGCGUAUGGUUUAUGCAUUGCCAUUACGAGAGGCAUAGCAGCUGGGGAAUGGACACCGUUUUCAUCGUUAGGAACGGAAAGACCACGAAAACAAGCAUGCUCCCUCCCCCACCUGGCAUGCCCCGUUGUACCUAGAAGUACAAGCAUAUGAUUUGUAAUUUAUUAUUAAUAAUUCGUGGACCUAUAGUUUUUAAUAAACGAAUUUAUUUGAAAUAUUGCUGAUAAAUUGUAAUUCUU